UGUAGAGAAGAUAAAAUUAAAAAAUCAAGUUAAUCUCUCAGAAGAAGCUUCGGUUGUAUAUUUUAAAUCCUAAAAUUAGAACGUGCUUGAAGCCAAAAUGUCCAUAUACACAGUUCCUACUAGAAACCACACUGGUGUGCUUGGUGUUUCUUCUUUCCAAAAAAAUCCUCCACAAAAUACCUUUCCUAAAAGCAACAGGUUUGGACAGCAGCUUAAAUCACAGGUACCAGAAAAUGAAAAAGAUAAUUCACUAUCUCUUUCUCUGACUAAGACCAAAGAAAUAAAUAGGACCUAUGUGAUUUCUGCCUGUAAAAAUGCAGGUGAUACUUCAGUUACAUUUAAACCCGAAGGUAGGUUAACUCUCCAGAGAAGAACUGGAGCAAGCAAAAAUACCCCUUCUAUUGAUAAACAGUUGGAGGAGAACACAGCACAGGACAUUGAAAAUACCCAAACAGAUGGAAGACUUACCCUGAAGCAACGUUUGGGGACUGGAUCGAUAGAGAAAUAUAAAACAAACAAGAACAGUGAACUUGGGAUAGAAAAUAGUGAUUCUGUUGUUGCACAGACAAACAACAAAAAUGUAUUUCCACCAGGCAUUAGUACUAAUAACACCCAUUACAUUAAAUCUAGUACUCAGUUAGUUGAAGGUCAGAUGAAUGAAAAGAGAUGCUCUGAUCUGAAAAAUAAAGAUUCCCUUGCUAAUCUUAAUGGUUCAAGUGGAAAUGGGAAUAGUAAAUGUUUGAAAUAUAGGACAACUAUUGCUGAUGCCAAAAUUCAAAAUGACGUUCCUAGAUCAGCACAUUUAAUAGCAACAAAACUUGUUAACAGGACCCCAGGGGUAAAGCUGAAUGAAAAAGAUAAUUUUAAUGAACUGACUGGAAAGGAAAGGAUACAAAAUUCAGUUGCUAAAUAUGGCAGUUUGGAAAGACAAAGAACACCUAGGAAAGGUGGUACAACAGAAGGAAUAAAGGCUACACCAAUGCGUGGCACUCUUCAGGAUGCCAAAAGUCCAGCUACGUCUACUCUUAAGAACAGGACACCUUGUCUUCAAGUUAUACAGAAAAAGAACACCAAUGCAUCCAACUCUUUGUCCAUAAGUAGAAGUGCCAGGGCAGAAGGGAGUCAGAUAUUUAUGCGACCUGCUGCACUUAAAGUAGAAACUGUAGCUCAGAACACUUGCACAGAGGAAAAUCCUCUCAAAGUAGAAAACAGUAAAGUGACUGUGGCUGUGCGAGUAAGGCCCUUCAGUGACAGAGAGAGAAAAGAAAAAGCAUUACAGGUGGUCUCCAUGAGUGGCCUGGAGACAGUUGUGCGACAUCCAGAAACAAAACAAGUGUACGACUUCAUUUAUGACUUUUCAUUCUGGUCUUUUGACCACUGUCAUCCUAACUUUGCUAGCCAGGAGACGGUAUAUAAGGCAUUGGCAGUACCGCUCCUAGAAAGAGCCUUUGAGGGAUACAACACCUGUCUUUUUGUUUAUGGACAGACUGGUUCUGGAAAAUCAUAUACGAUGAUGGGAUUUGGUGAAGAACUAGGAAUAAUUCCAAGAUUUUGUGAAGAUCUUUUUACUCAGAUAGCACAAAUGGACACACAGCAGAUUUUGUACCAUCUUGAAAUGAGCUAUUUUGAAGUCUACAAUGAGAAAAUUCAUGAUUUGCUCAUCUUUAAAGCUGAAAAUGGACAAAAGAAACAACCUCUCCGUGUAAGAGAACAUCCAGUAUUGGGGCCAUAUGUGGAAGACUUGACAGCGAACAUGGUCAGUUCUUAUUCUGAUAUCCAGAGUUGGCUUGAGCUAGGAAAUAAACAGAGAGCAACUGCUGCCACAGGCAUGAAUGACAAGAGCUCUAGAUCUCAUUCUGUCUUCACCCUCGUGAUGACACAGACAAAGACAGAGUUUGUGGAAGAAGAAGGGCAUGAUCAUAGGAUUACCAGUCGCAUAAAUCUAAUAGAUCUAGCAGGCAGCGAACGCUGCUCUCCAACUCAGACCAGUGAAGAGAGGCUGAAGGAGGGCGUGAGUAUUAAUAAAUCACUGCUGACUCUGGGGAAAGUUAUUUCUGCGCUUUCUGAGCAAUCUCAGAACAGAAAGAGAGCUUUCAUUCCUUAUCGGGAAUCUGUCCUUACGUGGUUAUUAAAGGAAAGUCUUGGUGGAAAUUCAAAAACGACCAUGAUUGCCACAAUAAGCCCUGCUGCCAGCAAUGUAGAGGAAACCCUUAGCACUCUUCGAUAUGCUAAACAAGCUCGAUUGAUAAUCAAUAUUGCCAAAGUAAAUGAAGAUGUGAAUGCUAAAUUAAUUAGAGAACUGAAAGCAGAAAUUGAGAAACUGAAAGCAGCUCGCAAAAAUACUCUAAAUAGAGAUCCUGAGAAAUUUAGACCGUAUCUGCAAGAAAUAACAUCCCUAAGGGUAAAACUACACCAACAGGAGAGGGAUAUGGCAGAGAUGCAAAGGGCCUGGAAAGAAAAAUUUGAACAAGCAGAACAGAGGAAAUUUGAAGAAACAAAGGAGUUACAGAAAGCAGGAAUUACAUUCAAGAUGGACAAUCGUUUGCCAAACCUUGUCAAUCUCAAUGAAGAUCCCCAGCUCUCUGAGAUGCUUCUGUAUAUGAUAAAAGAAGGACAAACUACAGUUGGAAAGUACAAACCAAAUUCUCCUCAUGAUAUCCAGCUCUCUGGAGUGCUAAUUGCUGAUGAUCACUGUGUUAUCAAAAAUGUUGAUGGUAGAGUGAGUAUUACGCCACUGGGAGAAGCAAAGACAUAUGUUAAUGGGAAACACAUUUCAGAGCCAACAGUUAUGCAUCACGGUGAUCGUGUGAUUCUCGGUGGAGACCAUUAUUUCAGGUUUAAUCAUCCAGUAGAGGUUCAGAAAGUAAAAAGGCCAUCUUGUGGGACUACCCUUUCAUGUGAUGGGCCAAAAGAUUUUGAAUUUGCAAAAAAUGAACUGUUGGUUGCACAGAGGUCACAACUUGAAUCAGAAAUUGAAGAGGCACGACUGAAAGCCAAGGAAGAAAUGAUGCAAGGUAUCCAGGUUGCAAAAGAGAUGGCUCAACAAGAACUUAUUUCUCAACAAAAAGUUUACGAAAGCAAGAUAAAAUCACUAGAAGCAGAACUGAGAGAAGAAUCUCAUAAGAAACAAAUUCAGGAAAUGAAUAACCAGCAGACUGCUAACAAAAUACAAGAACUGGAAAAAGCAAAGCAACAUCUUGAGUUGGAAGUACAUUUCAGCAAGAAGCGUCUGGAAAUGGAGACAUUAGCCACCAGACAGGCUUUAGAAGAUCAUACUAUUCGUCAUGCAAAGAUUCUUGAAGCUCUGGAGGCUGAGAAGCAGAAAAUUGCUAAAGAAAUAGAAACUCUUCAGCAGAAUCGUGGAAAUGGGAAUAAAUCUAUAACUAUUAAGCCUAACUGGAAUUCUAUGAAACUCUCUCUGAUGAUCCAGGAGGCCAAUACCAUUAGUAGCAAAUUAGGAAAGCACACAGUCUUCGGCAGACAUGAUAUAUCAGAACAAGGAGAUGGCACUGGACCUUCUGUUAAAGUGCUGGUUCGUAACCUCAAGCUGGGAAUUGCAACUUUCUGGAGCCCGGAGAAGUUUGAAUAUAAGCUAGCAGCAAUGAAAGAACUCUAUGAGAGUAACGGUAGUAACAAAGCUGAUGAUGUAUUUUAUGAUCCUGCUGAUGAGUGGGAACCUGACCUUACAACUACAUCCGUUUCUUCCUUUUCCAAAAGGAGGAGCAGAAGUUUCAUGAGGAACAGGAGAAUUUCUGGAUGUUUGUCUGAUAUAAAAUUGCAGCCAAUCCAGACUCUACACACAUCGCACUUAUCAGGUUCAGUCAAUAAAUCCAGCAGCAUAUGUUCAAGUUCUUCUGAAUCAUUUCUACCUGGAAUUUGCAAAGAAUUAAUUGGUUCAGCUUUGGAUUUACUAGGACAGAAUCAUGAAGAAGAAAUGAGUAUAGCAGAUAGUCUCCUAACUAAUUUGCUUACUAUUUAUACUGGAGUAACUGGCAUUUCAAAUGCCUAUGAACAACAAGAUGAAGAAAGUCAAGAUAAUUUUUUCUUUCUUGAUCGUGCUACUCAGUCCUGCAGCAUCAGAAUUACCUCUGCUUUUGAACAACUUGUGGUUCUAACUGAGCAUUGGCUUAAUAGUUUCCAAAACUGCACUGAUUCCCUAAAAAUUGAUGAAUUGAGACAGGGUGUAAAAAACUUGGGAGGUUAUUUACAAUUACUGUUGCAGGGUUGUUGUUCAGAUAUAUCCUCAAUGGUAACCGAAGCACACAACAAAAUAAUCCAAAUAGUGAAACAGGCAGGAAAACAUGUAGGACACUUGACAGCACUUAUAGGAUCUGACCUACACCUUUCUGAAGAGAUCAAAGAAGAUGCAACUAUCUCACAGGAAGAUUUUAUACUUGCCAUUUAUGAUGGAGUAGGUUCAGGACUGAAGAGUCUCUUGGAUUCUGUACAGAAAAAAACAAGAGAGAUGCAAAAAGAACUUUUGAAACAGUAUCCACAAAAUGAGGUUCAAAAUCAAAUAAAGAAUAAUGCAGUGUCUUUCGCCAGAUCCCUUGAAAAUACAAUAUCUAACUGCAAAAAGAGAGAAAUGGGAACUCGAUUAACAAAAGAAGAAUCUGCCCACCAGGAACUAAAGAAGGCAACUAAUCUUGCUUCUGAAUACUUGGAAUUAGAGCAGUGCAUAGAUAAAGUCUGUCAGAUCAUUACUACUUCAUUGCAAGGAUCAUACAGAAAUACAACUCAACUCAGAAGCUAUACAGAAAAGAUUUGCAUCUUAGCUGGGCAUUUUAAUAAUUACUGCACUUUAUUUAGCUUGCCUUCUGCUUCAGCAAACAGUCCUACUUGCAGAACAACCACGUCUUUUAUGGUCACUUCUGAAUUGGAUUCUCUAGCCAAGUCACUCAUUAUAAGUUUUGAACUUGAACAAGGACAUAAUUCAUUGGCAUCUCAGACCAUUUGUAUGCAAAAUACCAAGACUGAAGAAAAACAGCUUGAAACUGGUGAAUCUACUUGGAAACAGAAAGGAGUUCCAAAAUGCGAAUAUAAACUUCAGCCUUCAGCUACAAGUUCAGGGAAACUUUCACCCAGUGGGAUACAGUGGGUAUAAAAUUAAGGCAUUAAAUAUAGUAGAUUCCUGAAUGUAGGAAAAAGUAAACAUUAUGGGCUAUUUUUUUAAUGAAAGAGAGACAAGGAGGGCAUGUCAGUCUUUUUUAAUUUUAGAAGGAAAAAUAAUAUAUUGCAGAAGGUUGAAAUUUGUUGGUAAUUUUAUCAUGAGCAUGGACAGUGUUGUGUGAAAGUAAAGGACUUGAGGUACAAGAAGAUAUGGUACACUGAAUUGCACAGGAACAAAUGUAAAUCCAGAAGACUUUACAUGAGACUUACACUUAAGAAAAUUACAGAUGCGUGAGUAUUUUUAUUCAAACCUAUAUCUAACUGUAGUAAAUUAUAGAGCAACAUACAAGAAGUAACCAGACAGUGAGUUAAAAUCUAGUCCAAGAAUAAUAUGUAAAUACAAAAAAUUAUUGAGAAAAGCUAGGAAAUUCAGUGUUAAAAAUGGGCACUUUAUCCUCCAUUCAUAAUGUAGCCUCACUUUAAUGCAUGAUGAUUUAUUAAGGGUGCAGUGUCAUCCUUACCACUAUGUUUCCUGGCUUUUUUAUUUUUGGUUUGCCAGCUUUAAUAUUUUUGAGAGAGGUUUUUGGUAUCUGUUUUCUUAGGACAGAAUUGAAAGGCUACAAAAAUUAUUGGGUAAACACACAUUUAAGGGGAUAAUUUGUAUAGGUUUAUAAUCCCUUGGG
Molecule: messenger RNA, 5792 nt
Organism: Terrapene triunguis (Three-toed box turtle)
Lineage: Eukaryota; Metazoa; Chordata; Testudines; Emydidae
Gene: KIF14
Product: kinesin family member 14
Exons: 29
Coding region: 98-5104 (1668 amino acids)
Biological process (GO): microtubule-based movement
Molecular function (GO): microtubule motor activity; microtubule binding; ATP binding
Source: RefSeq, a predicted model, not a curated record